GCAGGUUUAUUGACUUUUAGUCUAGUUUCAAGGUUAUUUGCAUGUGAAUCUAUUUACUCCCAGCUACUGUUAAUAAACGCUAUAAAGUGUGCUAAACUCUGAUACACGUACUUUAAUAAGACUGUAUAUACUGUAUAACUUGUGUAAAACAUGUGUAAAAUAAACAACUCCCAUUUUGCCUUUGCAUUUUUGUUUUUCUGCCUUUUACAAUUUUUUUGCCCAGGAGAACAGCAUCGUGAGCCUAUGUGGUGAGUUUCCUCCAAGCGGGGCCUAGUUUCAUAGCAUUGCCAUGUUAAGACUGAGCUCUGUGGUUAGCAUGACCUGAAAGUUGUGCCAGUACCAAGAACGCAAAAAAGAACCAUAGAGAAACCGCAUGCGCUGACUAGAAAAUGACAACAGAUGUGCAGCGUCUUCACAAGUAUUGUGCACCGGGUUAGAGGUUAUAUUAGCAGCGUUCUCUGCAGCUGGACAGCACACCAACAUGUGCAUUCAACACGUACAACUGUCAUGGACGGUGAUGCUGCUGCUUCUUCCUGGUGUCUGCAGCCAGUGGAGAGUGGAAUAUGAGCAGCAGCAGAUCUGUGCCUUAAAAGGCUCGUCGGUGCUCGUCCCCUGUUCCUUUUACUAUCCCAGUAGAAUGAAGGUACAAAGUGUGAAGUGGGGUCACGGGGAUCACAUUUAUUUGGGUCCUUUCAUGUAUGACAGUGAGUCAAACAACACCUCCCCAAGAUACCAGUAUGUGGGUGAUGCGCUUCACAACUGCUCAUUAAAAAUCCAAGAAGUGGAGCAGAGCGACGCUGGGAAACAUGCCUUCAGAUUUACAGCCGGCCGCGCAGGCGGCCCAGUGGACGGCUAUACUGGUAGCGCUGGCUCACGACUGGAGGUUGCAGAUUUAACGAUCACGGUGGAGGGAACCGACGGGGAUGAGACGCCUAAGGAAGGCGACGCUGUGAAGCUGACCUGCUCCAAUCAAUGCGACGUAAAUGGACUGUCGUCUUUUACGUGGUGGAAGGACGGACAGCUUGUGCACGAAGGACCCGUCCUGCAUUUGAGCAACAUUUCCUACACAGACUCUGGAAACUACUCCUGUUCUCCAAACGCUCAGAGGCGACCUACUUCAGAGGUCAUCGCCAUCGAUGUUGAAUAUGGACCUAAGAACAUAUGGGUGUCCGUCAGACCGUCGACAGACGUGGACGCCGGCGGCAGCUUCGGCCUGGUCUGCAGCAGCACAGCAAAGCCCGCGGUGGAGGAUUACACGUGGUUCAAACGAGGCGAUAGCGAAGUGAUUGUGGGAAACGGACCGGAGCUGAACGUUGUGGAUGUUCAUCUCCAAGAUGGAGGCCAGUACAUAUGCAGGGUCACCAACAAACACGGACGCCUGAACUCCUCUGUUGUGACUAUAAAGGUUAAAGCCUAUUGGCCGACAUUCACCAGAGAUGCUCUGAUCAUCGCUGCUGUUGCUACGCUAACGGUCACAGUAACAAUCCUUUUUAUCACGAGAAGAUGCUGUAAAAGAAAAACAAGAGCACCAAGGAUCAUACGGGAGACUGAGCGCGUGGAGGACGCAGAGAACGCCAUCUACUUGCCCGUGUUUGCGAAUGUACAAUCAGAAGCAGAGGGAAGCACAACGGAGAUCGUCUACGCAGCUCUUGAUUUCAACCAGAAAAAGUCAAACAUGCAGCAGCAGGCAGACAUUGAAGAAGAUGAAGAUGAUGAUGGUGUGAUUUAUAGCACAGUGUUAAAGAAACCUGCAUAUAUGAAACAGAAGUAAUGCAAUGCUGUUACACUAACAUAUUCAUUUGAUGAUUGAUUCUUUAUUAGCCUAUAGAGUCAUAAAAAAUAUAUAUAGCGGCAAAGAGGUUGUAAAACUUAGAACAUGUGAUAUAAUAGUGUGGAAUCUGAUGUAGGAGAAUAGAAGAGCAUAAUAAAACUGGACUGUUAAAGAAGGAAGAAAAUGCACUCACAGUGGAUGUGAAGGUUUAUCUCUUAUACCGUUGUAGGCCACCCACUAUUUUAUUCAUAUUGCCGUCAUUAGCAUCAACAAAAAAUAUUUUUACAGUACACAGCUAGGAUGUACUGUACAAUACCGUGGUUCUGUGAGCUCUUAGCGCACUGCAAACCCUACUGCUUACACAUCUACGUAUGAGUUCAGUCCAAGUUGCCAUGGUAACAUGCCUGGAUGUAGUAAAACUGAGAAUUCAAAGCAGAGUUGACACCAGACUUGGCUGUUUCUGACUUGUAACAAUCCUUCAUGGAACGGUAACGGAAAGUAUUUCAUUUCCAGCUUAUGCUGCCCCCUGGUGGAUGUUUGCAAGUAUAACAGCCUCAACAAAAUGUGCUGGAUACAACACAACUCUCCUCAAUACUGUAAAUGUCAUGUGAGAGCUGUAGAGACGAGCCGAUUUAAAGCAUCAUAGAAGACUUUAUAGCAAUAACCUACACUGAGUAGUCCAGGUGUGGCAUUGGCAACUCUUUUACUAUACGUUGAUUCUAGGAAAUCCUUGUUUUUCCUAGCGUUGUCUUGCCUCAGAGUUCCACAGUUAAACGGUUCACGAGGGAAUUCCAGUAUUGUAUAACCACUUAUCUGACUACUGAAUAAAUCUAUUGAUCUGC
Messenger RNA from Betta splendens (Siamese fighting fish), 2613 nucleotides. RefSeq names its product sialoadhesin-like. The record is from RefSeq and is a predicted model, not a curated record. The transcript has 9 exons. Lineage: Eukaryota; Metazoa; Chordata; Actinopteri; Anabantiformes; Osphronemidae. The coding region runs from base 482 to 1771 and encodes 429 amino acids.